Molecule: messenger RNA, 3775 nt
Organism: Syngnathus typhle (broad-nosed pipefish)
Lineage: Eukaryota; Metazoa; Chordata; Actinopteri; Syngnathiformes; Syngnathidae
Gene: ppp2r5a
Product: protein phosphatase 2, regulatory subunit B', alpha isoform
Exons: 13
Coding region: 77-1528 (483 amino acids)
Biological process (GO): signal transduction; protein dephosphorylation
Cellular component (GO): nucleus; cytosol; protein phosphatase type 2A complex
Molecular function (GO): protein phosphatase activator activity
Source: RefSeq, a predicted model, not a curated record
CAGUGAGGAGAAAACCUUGUUUUUGCAAAUCUGACGAGGAGCGCCACGGCGGAUCGUCCCCGGGCUGCGCAUCAAAAUGUCGGCCAUCUCUGCAGCCGAGAAAGUGGACGGAUUUACGAGAAAGUCGGUGAGGAAGGCCCAGAAACAGAGAAAAUCUCCCAGCUCGUCUCAGUACAGGACUCAGAUCGCCCCGGUGGAGCUUUCACCGCUGCCUCAGCUCAAAGACGCUCCCUCCACUGAGCAGCAGGAACUUUUCACCCAGAAACUCCAGCAGUGCUGCAUGCUCUUUGACUUCCUGGACUCUGUGACGGACCUGAAGAGCAAGGAGAUCAAGAGGGCCACACUGAAUGAGUUGGUGGACUAUGUGUCCACCAACAGAGGAGUGCUUGUUGAAUCUGCAUACCCUGAGAUCACCGCGAUGAUCAGCACAAACAUAUUCCGUACACUUGCUCCAAGCGACAACCCAGAUUUUGACCCGGAGGAGGAUGAACCCACUUUAGAAGCUUCAUGGCCACAUAUCCAACUUGUCUAUGAGUUUCUUCUGCGUUUCCUCGAGAAUCCGGAUUUCCAGCCCAGUAUUGCAAAACGCUACAUUGAUCAGAAGUUUGUACUUCAGCUUCUAGAACUGUUUGACAGCGAGGAUCCAAGAGAGAGGGACUUCCUGAAGACCAUCCUGCAUCGGAUUUAUGGAAAGUUCCUCGGGUUACGAGCCUUCAUCAGGAAGCAGAUCAACAACAUCUUCUUGCGGUUUAUCUAUGAGACUGAACAUUUCAAUGGGGUUGCUGAGCUCUUAGAAAUUCUAGGAAGUAUCAUCAAUGGGUUUGCACUGCCUUUGAAAGCAGAACACAAACAGUUCCUGAUGAAGGUGCUCAUCCCAUUGCACACAGCAAAGGGACUGGCUCUCUUUCAUGCUCAGCUGGCAUAUUGCGUGGUCCAGUUCCUGGAAAAGGAUCCGACACUAACUGAACCGGUUAUCCGAGGCUUGCUGAAGUUUUGGCCCAAGACCUGCAGCCAGAAAGAGGUGAUGUUCCUGGGUGAGAUUGAGGAGAUCUUGGAUGUCAUUGAGCCUACACAGUUCAAGAAAAUCCAGGAGCCAUUGUUCAAGCAGAUUGCCAGAUGUGUGGCCAAUCCACAUUUUCAAGUAGCAGAGCGAGCGCUGUACUUCUGGAAUAAUGAGUACAUUCUCAGCCUCAUCGAGGAGAACAUCGACAAGGUUCUCCCCAUCAUGUUCUGUAGCCUGUACAGAAUUUCCAAAGAGCACUGGAAUCCGACUAUCGUAGCUCUGGUCUACAAUGUGCUGAAGACACUGAUGGAGAUGAACUGUACACUCUUUGAUGAGUUAACCUCCUCCUAUAAAUCAGACCGGCAAAGGGAAAAGAAGAAGGAGCAGGACCGCGAUGAGCUGUGGAAGAAGCUGGAUGAGCUGAGGCUCAGCAACAGUACACUAGAACAGAACAACAGCCACAAGCUCCUAAGUGUUCAGAACAACAACAAGAAUAGCAAUAAUAAUAACCAGAAUAGCCAGUGAGGUUUUGUCUUUAAUGGACUGACUUCAUCUCCAGGUUUGUCGGGAAAGGAUGAACACAGAUGGGGAGGAGGGGGUGGAGUGGUGUUGAGACACCUCAGCAAUUUUAGAAAACAUUGAGUGACUUUGAACGCCUCAAGGAAAAAGAUUUGACAUUACCGGCACUAUAUCGUUGAUUUUUCUGCUCUCAUUGUAUUCCGUGUACACGUCGGCGGGGGGGGAGAAAAAAAUGACUUGAAUUCAGCAACUCAAGAUUGUUUCUGCCACAAGACUCAGAUUGUUUCUGCCACCAGCUGAAUCUCUCAACAAAGAUGUCUAUUUUGUACUGUCGUCGCUGCCAACACUUGUGUGCUGCUGACCUUGGGGGUGCAGUUAAGAGGCAGACGGGACCACGCCCACCAGGAGACUUGCUGAAAUGUACACAAAACAACCUCCAAUGAUAGAGGUGGAACAAUCAUUCUAAACAUACCAAUUGAUUGUGUCUAUGUCUGGAUCUUGCAGGGGUGUUUGGAGUUGAAUAUUGUUCUUCACAGUUAGUUUUACAUUUCAGGUAAAUAAUUUUUUUUUUAUCUGGGUGAAACCAUGGGAGCAGCACAGCAGCUUUUAUUCCGAGUAUUUACACUGAAGUAUUGACACAGGGCUUUCAAUUUCCACUUUUUAGCCUGGAUUAGUGUUAGGAGGUGAAUUGAUAAUUGCGUGAUCAUGUUGGGGGAUACUGUGACGCUGCUGUCAUGUCUUUCAGUAUAUUAAUAGACAAAUAUAUACUGCGAAUAGCUGUUAGCUUAGUGUAAAGCCUGGAAACCAAUACAAAAUUUACAGUGCAUCCGUUUUUUAGAAACAAAUUAAAAAACAGUCUUUGCCCAAAAAUGUUUUUGUUUUAAAUCAAAUUUUCGCGUUUCCAGUCUUUAUGCAAAGAUUCAGCAUAGGAUGUAUUUCUGUCAUGUCUAACUACACAGGCAGGGAAGCAAAGUAUUUUUUUUUUUUUUUUAUUACUUUGAGUUAUUUCUGUAAAAAAAAAAUGUAGAGGGGAAAAUAAGGCAUACAGUACUAUAUUUUUCCAGAAAUUAUUUUUUUGGCAGUCCAUUUCACAAAUGGACUAAACUGGGUUGCCAGGUAGGCUUGAUGAUUGUACAGUAUAUUAGUCGAAUGGUUAUACUUUUAUUAGGGAUGCACCGAUACCACUUUAACGGGCUGCGUCAAGUACAUUUGUGUCUUGGAGACAAGCUGGAGAAAUGUUGUCUCUGCGUGACAGCAGCCUCCGUCACAGCUUGACGAGAUUUCAAAAUUCAUUUUUCAGAGCAUAAUUUGCAGUUGGCUGUAAUGUUAUCAUCUGUGUUUACCUUAAAGUAUUUCAGCACCACUGACAUGACUCCACCAACUGUCAGGCUGAUGAAGUGGUAUUGGUUUGGUAAUAUCAGAGCCUUUUUAUAAGUACAAGUAAUAAUAUAUGGAAUCUGCACCAAUUCUGGUAUUGGUAUCAGUGCUUCCCUAAUUUGUAUGCUAGCUUGGAGGUGAUUUAAAAAAACAAUGCCACUCUAUUUAAAGGGGACCUAUUGAUUAUAUGACGUUGUUGGUUCAGUUAUAAAUGUUUCAAAGUAUUAAUGUAAAUGUACAGUAACAUAACACACAGGUUCUACCUGUGAGAUGAACGGUUUUAUUCUACUGUCAGGUCCAGAUGAUGAUGAUAGUUUGUCAUGUGGUUGACAAUUUAGUAGUAAAAUGUAAAGUUCCUUUCUGACCACCUCCCCUUUGGCAAGUUUAGGGAAGGCCUUAAAGAUACUCUCCUGACCCUAUAAACCACGUUUCAUAUAUAUUAAGAUUCAAUUCACUGAUGGAAUUGUUCAAACGUCACUGUAGUGUUGUCAUUGCGCAUAAACGACAACUGGUCAUGAAAUACACAUUUUCCAGAUUUCCUCGCGUCAAGAUGUAUCAUGAAGUAGUGAAACAAGAAAAUAAACACUUUGUUGUUUUGAGAAGGAAACUUUACUACCUGUUCUUCCUGAUUCUCUUAUGUCUAUAAGUAAACUUUUUUCCUUGUAGUUGUUAGGAAUGGGUGGUCUUCAACUGUCAUUUUUAACUUCAAAUAUUUUCGUUCGGUUUCUCUGCUGCCUUUCUGACGGUACAGCAUUCCAACAUCCAUGAUGUUUAAAUUUACUCGUUUGCGCUGGAAACGGAUAGAACCUGUUUUGUAAUCUCAGAUUUUUCUGAGAUUUCCCUCAUGAAAUAAAGUCCACUAUCUUUCUAUUCCAA